This is a messenger RNA of Symbiodinium natans, 462 nucleotides long. Lineage: Eukaryota; Dinophyceae; Suessiales; Symbiodiniaceae. The record is from the annotation of a GenBank genome assembly.
AUGCGAGUCGGAUACAACUGCAAAGAGAAAUGUCAUUUGUGCGACGCUAAGGACUGGCACAUCAUGGACAUGGAUGCAGCGUGGCGGCCUAGCGUGGGUAACAGAACCACAAGUCCCUUCAAGCCAUGCAACAUCCCAUUGAUGAACAUCCCAGGGCUGAACAAAGCUGAGUAUGUAUUUCCGGACAGCUGCCAUUGUUUUCACAUUGGCUGGGGGAAAGACCUGGCGGCCUCCAGCAUCGUGCUCCUCGCGAAGAAGAAAUUUUGGCCUGGGCGGUCACUGGAUGCACGCAUGGAGUGUGGCUUCCGGGACUACAUGGGCUACAUCACCCAGAGGCACAAGACUACGGGUUGCGAUGGUUUUUCCAGGGCGCAUUUCAAGAUGAGCUCGCAGCGAUUUUCAAUUAGCCUUAUAUGUCAAGUUUGCUCUGGGUUGGGUAACUGUGUGUACCCUCAGCCCUAA